CGGUCCUCCCCGCCGGCCCGCGCGCCUUCGCAGCUCCCGGCUCGCGCCGUCCGCGUAGCCGGAUCCGCGGAGGCGAGGAGGCGGGGGCUACACAAGAUGGCGGACCUGUCGCUGCUCCAGGAGGAUCUGCAGGAAGACGGGGACGGACUUGGUGUGGAUGACUACAGCUCAGAGUCUGAUGUGAUUAUUAUACCUUCAGCCCUGGACUUCAUCUCACAAGAUGAAAUGUUGACGCCGCUGGGAAGAUUGGACAAGUAUGCUGCAAGUGAGAACGUAUUUAACAGACAAAUGGUGGCCCGGAGUUUGCUGGAUACAUUGAGGGAAGUCUGUGAUGAUGAAAGAGACUGUAUUGCAGUUUUGGAAAGAAUUAGCAGAUUAGCUGAUGAUUCAGAACCAACUGUGAGAGCAGAACUGAUGGAACAAGUGCCUCAUAUCGCACUAUUUUGUCAAGAAAACCGGCCUUCAAUACCAUAUGCUUUUUCCAAAUACUUACUACCUAUUGUGGUUAGAUAUCUUGCAGAUCAGAACAAUCAGGUGAGGAAAACAAGUCAGGCAGCUUUGCUGGCUCUGCUGGAGCAGGAGCUGAUUGAGCGAUUUGAUGUAGAGACCAAAGUAUGCCCCGUCCUCAUAGAGCUGACUGCCCCAGAUAGUAAUGAUGAUGUGAAAACAGAAGCUGUGGCUAUAAUGUGCAGGAUGGCUCCCAUGGUUGGGAAGGAUAUUACAGAACGUCUUAUCCUCCCUCGAUUUUGCGAGAUGUGCUGUGAUUGUAGAAUGUUUCAUGUUCGAAAGGUCUGUGCUGCCAAUUUUGGAGACAUUUGCAGUGUAGUUGGCCAGCAAGCUACUGAGGAAAUGUUGCUGCCCAGGUUUUUCCAGCUGUGUUCUGACAAUGUGUGGGGAGUCCGGAAGGCGUGUGCAGAGUGCUUCAUGGCAGUUUCAUGUGCAACAUGUCAGGAAAUCCGAAGGACCAAGCUAUCAGCACUGUUUAUUAACUUGAUCAGUGAUCCCUCACGUUGGGUUCGCCAAGCAGCUUUUCAGUCUCUGGGACCUUUCAUAUCUACUUUUGCUAAUCCAUCUAGCUCAGGCCAAUAUUUUAAAGAAGAAAGCAAAAGUUCAGAAGAUAGGCCAGUAGAAGACCAAAAUAGGAUCUGCAAUCAAGAUGUCCCUGGGGAAGGACAGAUGAGGUCAGAAGCUGUUCCUUCAGAUCUCAGUGUAUCUAAUUCCAGUGUUAAACUGGAAAACAUGCUGGAAGAUGAUGCUGUAGAAGCAUUCAGGAGCUCUUCAGAUGAAAUAAGCAUUCCAGUGGACAGUUCUUUACUUUGUACUUUGUCUUCAGAAUUUCAUCAGGAAGCAACUAGUCAUGAGAAUGAUAAAACACCUGGUAACUACCAGUCUGCAUUGCAACCAGAAUUUGGCACCAGUUCCCAAGAUUCUGCUCCCUUAGAUCAGGAAUUGUACAACUCUUUCCAUUUCUGGAGGACUCCUCUUCCUGAAAUUGAUCUAGAUAUAGAACUCCAGGAGGACUCUGGGAAGAGUCCUAGCUCAGAGAGAGCAGAGGAAGCACUGGAAGUUCCUGUGCCUGGUUCUCCAAACAUCACCAUGGCCACCAGGAAGGAACUAGAAGAAAUGAUAGAAAACCUGGAGCCCCACAUUGAUGACCCAGAUGUUAAAGCACAGGUGGAAGUGUUGUCUGCUGCGCUGCGUGCUUCUAGUUUGGAUGCUCAUGAGGAGGUCAUUGGUAUAGAUCAAACACAGGAGCUGCAAGAAGAGCAGGGUAUAAAGGAGCUACCCAAUUGUAAUAUAAGUCAAGAAGAGUCUGUGCCUCUAAUCAGCAAAUCUGUUGAGAAUGUAGAUGCCACUCCUCAGUACGUCCAUAGCAGUGCAGAUGUGAGCAGCAGCAGUGACUUCAGCCCUGACCAAGAAAGACGGCCUAAAGUGCAGGACAUUGUGCCUCAGGCUUUGUUAGACCAAUACUUGUCUAUGACUGAUCCCUCCCGUGCACAAACGGUUGACACUGAAAUCGCUAAGCAUUGUGCAUACAGCCUGCCAGGUGUUGCCCUGACCUUGGGCAGGCAGAAUUGGCACUGUUUGAGAGAGACUUACGAGACCUUGGCAUCAGACAUGCAGUGGAAAGUUCGAAGAACCUUGGCAUUCUCCAUCCAUGAGCUUGCAGUUAUUCUUGGAGAUCAGUUGACAGCUGCAGAUCUGGUUCCAAUUUUUAAUGGAUUUUUAAAAGACCUUGAUGAAGUCAGGAUAGGUGUCCUUAAACACUUGCAUGAUUUUCUAAAGCUUCUUCAUAUUGACAAAAGGAGAGAAUACCUUUAUCAGCUUCAGGAGUUUUUGGUGACAGAUAACAGUAGAAAUUGGCGCUUUCGAGCUGAACUGGCUGAGCAGCUGAUUUUACUUCUAGAAUUAUAUAGUCCCAGAGAUGUUUAUGACUAUUUACGUCCCAUUGCUCUAAAUCUGUGUGCAGACAAAGUUUCUUCAGUUCGUUGGAUUUCCUACAAGUUGGUCAGUGAGAUGGUGAAGAAGCUGCACAUGGCAACACCCCCAAAUUUUGGAGUAGACCUCAUCCAUGAGCUGGUGGAGAAUUUUGGCAGGUGCCCCAAGUGGUCUGGUCGGCAAGCUUUUGUCUUUGUUUGCCAGACUGUCAUUGAGGAUGAUUGCCUACCCAUGGACCAGUUUGCUGUGCAUCUGAUGCCACACUUACUAACCUUGGCCAAUGACAGAGUUCCAAAUGUGAGAGUGCUACUUGCAAAAACAUUAAGACAAACUCUCCUCGAAAAAGAAUGUUUCUUAACCUCAGCUGGCUGUCAUCAGGAAGCCGUGGAGCAGACUGUCAUGGCACUUCAGAUGGACCGAGACAGCGAUGUCAAAUAUUUUGCAAGCAUCCAUCCUGCCAGCACCAAACUCUCUGAAGAUGCCAUGAGCACAGCUUCCUCAACCUACUAAAAACCAUGAACCUUGGUGUCUGUGUCCACAAGAACCAAGGUUCGACCACUGAAUGCGGGUCUGGGACAGCUGUGGGGGGAAGAAACCUUCCUCCCAUUGACUUAUCAUAGGUGCCAGUUGCCUACACCUGAUACCAGGGGUUUUAAGAGUCAAGAGAAAGUACAGUAAACACUAUUAUCUUAUCUUGACUGAAGGGAAAGUAAUUUCUCAGAGGAUUGUAAUCGUCACCAAAGCCUUAACUCCUUCGUCUUCCUGACUGAAUGAAACUUGAAUUGGCAAAGCAUAUUCCUUUUGGGAAGGAUGAGGUUCCCAGAGACCUGCAUUGCUUUCUCCUGGUUUUAUUUAAUGACUGAUAAGUGGCAUUCUUUGGCCAGAAGGCGGAUGUGCACCUGGAUAUGAAAGACCUUCAGUAUUAGCCCUAACCAUUUCCUCUAGGCAUGGAUGUUGGGCUCUGGGGCAGGCUAGCCCAGCCCUAAGUGUGAAUAGUUCUUGAUGUGUGUAAAUGGCAAAAGAGAUUUGUUUUCUAAGGGCUUGAUGCUAACACUAAAAUAGAAUCUGAUUUUAACCCUUAAAUGCAGCAUAUUGCUGUACACAUUUACAGAAUGUUUGCUGAAAAUCUGUCCUUUUUUUUUUCAUGCUGGUCAUGACCUGAAGGAAAUUUCUUAGUACAUAUAUGGUAUGUCAGGAGUUUUUAACUUGAUCAUGGUCAGCUCUGAGGUGCAACUUUUUCUUCCCAUGCUGUACAUACCUGUGACCACUCUGGGAGUGUGCAGUCUUUAAUCAUGCUGUUAGAACUGUCAUGGUACAAGUUCUCUUGUCCAAAUAAAAUUUAUUAAUAAGAUCUAUAAAGAAAGAUAUAUACACUUUUGAUUGUUUUCUAGAUGUCUAUGAAUAAAUGAAAUAUGACUUGUAUUAAUGACUUAGUAUAAAGUGGGAAAACUAGAUUAAAAUGCUUUUAACUAGUUUGAA
This is a messenger RNA of Dipodomys spectabilis (banner-tailed kangaroo rat), 3918 nucleotides long. RefSeq names its product protein phosphatase 4 regulatory subunit 1 (gene Ppp4r1). Bases 97 to 2949 code for a protein of 950 amino acids. Gene Ontology annotation, biological process: protein dephosphorylation. Lineage: Eukaryota; Metazoa; Chordata; Mammalia; Rodentia; Heteromyidae. The transcript is spliced from 20 exons. The record is from RefSeq and is a predicted model, not a curated record. Gene Ontology annotation, molecular function: protein phosphatase regulator activity; protein binding.